Messenger RNA from Cyprinodon tularosa, 1415 nucleotides. Its product is annotated as olfactory receptor 13C7-like. The coding region runs from base 128 to 1072 and encodes 314 amino acids. The transcript is spliced from 3 exons. The record is from RefSeq and is a predicted model, not a curated record. Gene Ontology annotation, cellular component: membrane. Lineage: Eukaryota; Metazoa; Chordata; Actinopteri; Cyprinodontiformes; Cyprinodontidae. Gene Ontology annotation, biological process: G protein-coupled receptor signaling pathway. Gene Ontology annotation, molecular function: olfactory receptor activity.
GUUCCUGUCCACACAUUAAGCAGAAGCUGUGCUGCAUCUUCAUCUGGCAUCAGAACCAACACAUCAGCUGAUUUCUCACCAACCUCAUCUGGUUCUUCCUCUCCAGCAUCGCCAAACUUCAUGCUUUAUGGAAAACAAGACUCCUGGUCCAGACAUCUUGCUCCUGGAGGGUUUGAAGGUCACUCCUCAGUCCUCUGUCCCAGCCUUCAUCCUCCUCCUCGUCAUCUACAUCUUUGUGAUGCUGUCAAACAUCGGCCUGAUAGCUAUGAUCACCCAAGAGAGGAGCCUGCAUCAACCCAUGUUCCUGCUAUUCUGUAACAUGGGCACCAAUGACGCGGUCGGGGCCACGGCCAUCAUCCCUCGCCUGCUGAGUGACAUCUUCACUCCAACCUCGCACAGACUCAUCCACUACAGCAGCUGCGCCCUGCAGGCCUUCUGCGCCCAUGUUCAUGCAAGCGCCUCUCACACCGUUCUCAUGAUCAUGGCCUUCGACCGCUAUGUGGCCAUUUGCAACCCGCUACGCUACCCCACUGUAAUGACCAACCGGAUGGUUGUGAAGCUGUCGGUGGGGGCGUGGACGGUGGCUUUGUCGUUGGUGUUGGUCCUGGUGGGGCUCAGCGUCCGCCUGUCCCGUUGCAGGGGGGUCAUUUUCAACCCGUUCUGUGACAACGCCUCGCUGUUCAAGCUGUCCUGUGAGAGCGUCCUGAUCAACAACAUCUACGGCCUUGCCUACACCGUGGUUCUGCUGGGCUCCUCUCUGGGUAGCAUCGCGCUCACCUAUCUGAGGAUCGCCAUGGUGUGCCUCAUCAACAAGAGAGGGAUGAAAAACAGCCGGGCCCUGCAGACCUGCGCCACCCACCUCAUCCUCUACAUCAUCAUGUUUGUUUCAGGAGGCAUCAUCAUUCUCCUUCAUCGCUUUCCUGACUUAGAGGACCAAAGGAAGUUAGCUGCCAUCAUGUUCCAUGUGGUCCCUCCAGCCAUGAACACCAUUAUCUAUGGACUGCAAAUCAAAGCUGUGCGCCAGAAGAUCUUCAUCAUGUUCAACAAGAACACGGUGGCAGAUACGAAGUGAUCAAAUCAAAAAGAUCCCCAUGAAAAUAAGUUCUCAAUGUUCCACAAACAGGACCUUCUCUCUUGAUGUUCCCACCUGGAACACUAGGAGGAACAUCCACUUAAACAUUAAGGUCCUCAAGCAUGUUUGGGAACUUUAACCUGGAGGUUUAUGGAUCCAAAAACAGAUUUUUCUGUAUUCACACAUAACUAUUAUGAUCCAGGCUGUAAGGAGGCAAAGAGAAUGUCAGGAAAAAUUAGGAUUCAACUGUAAUGAUUAUUUAUUAGAGUGGAAGUUUUUACAGAGCAGAAACAUCUGUUACAGAAAAUGUACUAAUUUAAAAUAAAUCUUUUAUUUAACUAAA